Messenger RNA from Cuculus canorus (common cuckoo), 2233 nucleotides. RefSeq names its product glucosamine-6-phosphate deaminase 1 (gene GNPDA1). The transcript has 6 exons. Lineage: Eukaryota; Metazoa; Chordata; Aves; Cuculiformes; Cuculidae. The coding region runs from base 92 to 958 and encodes 288 amino acids. Gene Ontology annotation, cellular component: cytoplasm. Gene Ontology annotation, molecular function: glucosamine-6-phosphate deaminase activity; identical protein binding. Gene Ontology annotation, biological process: N-acetylneuraminate catabolic process; N-acetylglucosamine catabolic process; carbohydrate metabolic process. The record is from RefSeq and is a predicted model, not a curated record.
ACACGGGUCUGCCGUGAAGGGGCGUGGCUCGGGGCGUGUCCCGGGGGUGGCGAUGGCGGCGUAGCGCGCGCCGCUCAGCCCGGUGCCAGCCAUGAAGCUCAUCAUCCUGGAGACGUACGCGCAGGCCAGCGAGUGGGCGGCCAAGUACAUCCGCAACCGCAUCGUCACCUUCGGGCCCGGCCCCGGGCGCUUCUUCACGCUGGGACUGCCCACGGGCAGCACACCGCUGGGAUGCUACCAGAAGCUGGUGGAGUACUGCCGGAAUGGGGACCUCUCCUUCAAGUACGUGAAAACCUUCAACAUGGACGAGUACGUGGGUCUCCCAAGGGAUCACCCGGAAAGUUACCACUCCUUCAUGUGGAAUAACUUUUUUAAGCAUAUUGACAUCUCACCAGAGAACGUUCACAUUUUGGAUGGAAAUGCACCUGACCUACAGGCGGAAUGUGAUGCAUUUGAGGCUAAAAUCAAAGCAGCCGGAGGAAUCGAGCUCUUUGUUGGAGGUAUUGGCCCAGACGGCCACAUUGCCUUCAACGAGCCUGGAUCAAGUUUGGUAUCCAGGACACGAGUGAAGACCUUGGCUAUGGACACUAUCCUGGCUAAUGCCAGGUUCUUUGACGGUGACCUCUCCAAAGUCCCCACAAUGGCUUUGACGGUCGGAGUAGGCACUGUCAUGGAUGCCAGAGAGGUCAUGAUUCUUAUCACAGGCGCCCACAAAGCCUUUGCUCUGUACAAAGCCAUCGAGGAAGGCAUCAACCACAUGUGGACAGUGUCUGCUUUCCAGCAGCACCCCAACACGGUGUUUGUGUGUGAUGAGGACGCCACGCUGGAGCUCAAGGUGAAGACAGUGAAAUACUUCAAAGGUUUAAUGCUGGUUCACAACAAGCUUGUGGAUCCCUUAUACAGCAUGAAGGAGAUGGGAGCAGGAAGAAGUCAGUCCAAGAAGCCAUACAGCGAUUAAUCUCACCGUUUGUGUUCAUGCUGAAGCAGCUUUUCUGUGGGAAACUGGCUGCAAAGAAAGGGAAUCGCUGCAGAAACUGAUCUCGUAUUUGUUCUUAAAUUAGCAAAAUGAUUAUGUGCUUGCUUCUCUCUCUUAAAGAGACAGAUGCAGCACCUGCCUUAAUUAACCAAAUGAGGAUGGUAUCCAGAAUACUGUGUUCCACAAACUUCUGCCAGUAGCUUGUUCUGUGAAGGUAAAGCUAAUGCAGAACAAGUUGUUUAAUCUUUGAAGCAACUGUAAUCAUGGGCACUGAAGGCCCCAGAACCUAAAUGUGAAGAUGAUGUACAAAAGUUGUUGUGUAUGCUGCUGCAGACACCAAGCAGCUGAUUGCUUUGGGGUGUAGUCCUCGGGUGCUGCUCCCCCUCCACUGUACCCCAACAUCGCACUCAUUAAAACGGGGACUGAGCUUGCUCAGCCUGGAGAAGGGAAAGCUUCAGUGUGCCCUCAUAGCGGCAAACUUCAAGACUGCAAUGAGGCCAUCAAGGAGAUGAAGGCAGACUCUCCGGGCUUUGUGCGACGGGAAGAUGAGACAACAGGGCUUCCGUUGAUGCUCAGGCUGGGUACGAGGGACAACCUUCCCUGGGAGGAGAGCUGAGCAGCGGGGCAGGUUCGCCAGGGGGGCUGUGCAGCCUCUGGCCCUCAGAGGUUUUCAGGUCCUGACUGGACAAAGCCAUGUGAACCCCGCCCUGAGCUGGACAUUGGACUUUAGACCAUCUCAGCAAAAAGGAGGCUACAGGCAGCGUUCAGCAGUGCUGUGUUAAUAACACAGUGAGUUCAGGCAGCUCAUUUUAGUUAUUGUUGCCCAAGAAGCCUCAGGUGUUGUUUCAGGGUGUAAUUCUGUGUGCCCAGGUGCUACAGGACAGGAGAUCUGUUCAGCUGAAGCAGAAGUGACCUCUCUGUGCUGCUCAGCGCUCUGUCAGCACAGAGCCUGGAGCAGGAAGUUCUUGCUCCCCUUCCCGCAUGUUACAUUGCUACAAGGAAAUGUCAAAUGAGGCUCAAGGAAACACUGUUCCCACUGGCCUCAGCCUGUUUCUAAGCACAGAAGUCCCACGCAGGCGGGCAGCAGCCUGGGCUGGCAAGAGCCUUCCACUGCUGAAACUCUGUUCCGGGGUUCCCUAUUGAAUCCCAUCAAGGGGCAAAGGCAAACCAGGCAGCAUUUAUUUUCUUUAUGCAGAAAUUCUGUAACUGUUGAUCUGUAAGGUAACUUUCUACAGUAAAGGUCUUAAUUUCUUCUGA